This is a messenger RNA of Quercus robur (English oak), 2378 nucleotides long. Its product is annotated as glycerophosphodiester phosphodiesterase GDPDL7-like. The record is from RefSeq and is a predicted model, not a curated record. Gene Ontology annotation, molecular function: glycerophosphodiester phosphodiesterase activity. Lineage: Eukaryota; Viridiplantae; Streptophyta; Magnoliopsida; Fagales; Fagaceae. Bases 16 to 2253 code for a protein of 745 amino acids. Gene Ontology annotation, biological process: lipid metabolic process. The transcript has 9 exons.
CAGAACCAGAACAAGAUGAUCAGGUGCUUGCUUUUCAUUUCCUUGUUGAUACAUUCAACUUUAGGGCAGAAUUCUACAUCAAAGAAAUGGCUGACUUUAAGUGGUAAACGGCCCAUUGUGAUAGCGAGAGGCGGGUUCACAGGAAUGUUUCCUGAGUCCAGCUCGUUUGCGAAUCAAAUGACACAGACUUUAAGUUUGCUAGAUACGGCUACGCUCUGCAAUCUACAACUAACAAAAGAUGGCAUUGGUAUAUGCCUCUCGGGUGUCACACUUGAUAAUUCAACAAAUAUAAACCUUAUAUUCCCAAAAGAUAAAAAGAACUACACUGUCAAUGGAAAGGAAGUGUCGGGGUGGUUUUCUUUGGAUUAUACAAGUGAUCAGCUCUUCAGCAAUGUAUCAUUGGUUCAGAAUGUACUCUCUCGAUCAAGUAUGUUCGAUUUGCUAGCACCUAUAUCUACUGUUGAAGAUGUCACAGGAAUUAAACCGGCCCAGUUUUGGUUGAAUGUUCAGUAUGAUACAUUCUAUACCCAACACAAACAAAGCCCAGCAACAUUUGUUCAAAAGGCACUGAGAUUUAUGGGUAUCAAUUACAUUUCAUCUCCUGAGGUUGGUUUCUUGAAGAGCAUGGUUGGGAAAGUGAACAAAAUCAAGACAAAGCUCAUCUUCCAGGUCCUCGGUGCAGAUGAGAUUGAACCUACAACCAACAAAAAGUACAGUUCACUGCUGGAGGAUCUUGCCUCCAUCAAGUCAUAUGCAUCUGGGAUCCUUGUCCCUAAAGAAUACAUAUUGUCAGUUAAGGCAGACAAGUAUUUGGGGGCUCCUACCACCCUUGUAUCUGAUGCUCAUAAACAAGGACUAGAAGUAUAUGCUUCUGGUUUUUCAAAUGAUUUAAUCUCAAGCUAUAAUUAUAGCUAUGAUCCAUCACAGGAAUACCUGCAUUUUAUUGAUAAUUCUCAGUUCUCUGUUGACGGGGUGCUUACUGAUUUCCCACCUACAGCAUCAGAAGCCAUUGGAUGCUUUGCCAAUAACAAGCAGGUUAAACCUGCCAAAGGAAAUCCUUUGAUUAUAACUAAAAAUGGAGCAAGUGGGAUUUACCCUGGCGCCACUGAUCUUGCUUAUCAACAAGCAGUGGAUGAUGGUGCGGACAUAAUAGACUGCUCAGUUCAAAUGUCAAAAGAUGGAGUUGCCUUCUGCUUGGAUUCAGCGGACCUUAUGGGAUCAACCACUGUGAUAUCUUCUUUCAUUUCUAGGUCGAAUGUUGUCCAAGAAAUUCAACCUAAUGCUGGAGUUUUUUCAUUCGAUCUCACAUGGAGCGAGAUUCAAACCUUGAAACCUCAAAUAGCUACUGUUUUCAAGGACUUCCCAAGAAACCCAGCAUAUAAGAAUUCUGGUAAAUUUGUGACCCUUGCUGAAUUUCUGGAGUUCGCUAAAGCAAAGGGAGCUUCUGGAAUUUUGAUCAACAUUCAGAAUGCUGCCUACUUAGCAUCAAAGAAGGGGCUUGACAUUGUAGGUUCUGUUACCACUGCCUUGAGCAAUGCCACCUUUGACAAGCAAUCCACCCAAUCAGUACUGAUCCAAUCCGAUGACACUUCAGUGUUGUCCAAGUUUAAAAGUGUUCCAACUUACAAAAGGGUGCUGUAUAUCGAAGAGAAAGUAGGUGACGCACCCAAACAGUCGGUGGAGGAAAUCAAGAAGUAUGCUGAUGCAGUUGCUGUAACAAGAGCAACCAUCAUCGAAGUUACAGAUUACUUCACCACGGAUUUCACAAGUGUUGUUGAGGAGUUUCAGAAAGCAAAUAUCUCGGUCUAUGUCUAUGUUUUGAGGAACGAGUACAUCACACUCGCAUUUGACUAUUUCUCAGAUCCUAUUGUGGAGAUUGCUACUUUUGUUACUGGAAUUGGAGUUGAUGGGAUCAUAACUGAGUACCCAGGAACUGCCAGUAAUUAUAUCAGAAGCCCAUGUACCAAUACAGAUAAACCCGAAUACAACAUCCUACCAGUUGAAGCUGGUUCUCUGUUAAGCUUGGCUCCCCCCGAAGUACAGCCACCGGCAGCGGCACCUCUUCCACCGCUGGAUUCUGCAGAUGUUGUUGACCCACCUCUUCCUCCUGUGGCCAACAUCAGUACUGCUAGUUCACCUGUUGCUGAGGCAUCUCAGCCAAGUGCAAGUACUAUAUCAUUUGCCAAUGUUGCUAAGAUGGAUCUUUCUCUGAUGGCAAUAAUGGUGCUUAGUUUACUAUCUAUGUUAAACUAAAGAUGAUGAUCAAUUUUUAGUCUGGCAUGUGCCUGUAACUUUCAGUUUCUCCCAGCUUAUUUUGGGUUUUAUUUUUUUAUCUCGAGUCUAUACUGUAGUAAAUAUUGACUGACAUUUAGCUCAUA